UCAAUCAUCGCGUUUUCAGUGCAUGAUAUAAUGCGAACAUAACCAAAAAAGGUUUUGCGAAAAAUAUUUACUGUUUACGAAGCGCGAUGUAACGACACGCAGUAUAAGUGCAUCUAAUGAUUUGGCGGAUCGUAAACAUCUGAGAUGGGAUGACACGUCGUAACGCAGGUUGAAGCUAGCCGCGCUUUGAAUCGGGAAUCUGUUCCAAAACCAGAUUUCUAGAAGGGACAAAAAUGGCGACUGAUGUAAUAAUUAGAGGUAAGGACAGGCUGCAAGAGAUCAGCACAAAAUUGGAACAUAGUCACUUGGCAUACCUGCAAACAGAUGACAGUCCUUUAAAAUUACAACAACGUCAUAAAUUGGAAGGUUUUAUAAAAGAAUAUCUCUGUCUAGUGCCCAACGAAAAUAAAUAUGUGUUUCAAGAAACAGCAGAUAUUUUACAUAGGUCAGCGGCUACAGUGACUGAUUUCAGUGGGUAUAGAGCAGCGACUGCUUGGAGUGCAAUUUCAUUGUAUGCAGCUAAUCUCUUGGCUCAGCCUUGGAGAAAAGAAUACAGAACAGUGAGGACAUAUAGUGGCUAUUACAAGCAUGAGGUAGAAGCGAACUUAAUAGGCGCGGAGUUAAUGUUUGAGCAGAUGGGCUAUAAACAUACUGGCCUGGGUGUGCUGACUUUGGAAGGGCCGAUUGAUCCGGAUAAAGUUUCCAGCGUCAGCAGAGAUGCUAUCGUGGCGUUUGUAGAGUGUCAGAUCCUGAAGCAGAUAUGGGAAACUGUGUCGCAGAAUUAUACUAUCUCCUGGUUGGAGGUGUUGGAGUUCCGCGAGAACAACGUUGGUACGCCGGAGCAGGCGAUCCGUGCGCUUAACUACCGUUUUCUCGAGAAGUUGCAUCAGAACCGCGCAACCAAAACUAACAGCUACAAGGAUUACUAUACUCAGCAGCAGCAGCAAACUGUAGAUGCUGUGCCACUUACUGUACCGUAUCAAAUCAUACAACCAAAUUACAACGUGGUGACAAUGCCGCCGGCCUGCCAGACGGACUACAGACGCAUCGAGGACGUGAGUAACAUGAUGUCGGCAAACUAUCGAUAUUACCAGCCGCUCGAUCAUACCUUCGUCAACUGUUGUAACACCUACGGCUGUUUGCCACACGGGAACAAGUUCUAUAGUGGCGGCGGUAUGCAAACGGACCCUUACUGCGCUACAUUACCGGCUUACCCGCCGAUCCGAGUGCCGACCGGCAGACUGAUAGAGCUUGACGCCGUACCGGCGUCCACGGUGAGCCAUUACAGCGAUAAGACUCCUCGUAAGUCCACAAUGCUCCACAAGAUAUCGGAUUUGGACGAGGUAGAUUUUUAUAGACGGCAGGAGCCUUUGAGCGACGUAGAUCAUUACAACGAGUACGGCGAUAAGGCCGUAGAUAGGAAGGCCGCUAGCAGAUCCAACUCCAGCGUCAGCAGGACGCGCGGUGAUGGUUACGACACGUGGGAUUUCGUGUACAAGAAUCUCGAGAGCCAAGGUUACUCGAAGGACCUCGGCGAACGGGAGGAUGUGCUGCAACACAGAAAAGAGUUGGACUCACGCACACAGUCCAAGCACAGAACGCUUAGGACGCAGACGGAGAAUGAAAACAAAUACAGCUCGCACCGGUUCGAGAAGAGAAGAAGUGGCAGGAGCGAGGCGCACGACGUCGACAUCAGCGAGACCAACGAUAGAAAUCACCAGGAUAUCUUGCCGUUCAAGAAAAAAUCCUCGUCCUUCGAUCUGUCAGAUUCGAGCAAGUACAACAAUAGCGCUGGCGCCGGCGUUACAGUAGAUACGUAUAACCGGGACAAGAAGCACAACAGUCAGACCUUACCGAUGCCACGCACGCACAGAUCCUCGGAUCAAAUAGCAAAGAUUGAAGACUCGUUGAGAAACGUUGAUAUCGCGCGAAUCAGCAAGGACGGGAUAGGGAAGCAAGAGGAGGACCGGAAGGACCGAAACGAGAGAAGGUGGAACUGCGGCACAUGCACGUAUUUGAAUACACCCGACAAGGACAUCUGCGAAAUGUGUGGCAAGUCCAGAUACAAGGGCAACGAGGACAAGCCGCUCGCUAGCGGCGGUAAGGAAUGCCCCAAAUGCACGCUGGUGAACGAGAAGGACGUUUCUAUCUGUGAUGCCUGCCAUACCAGUCUAAAGGAUUCCCCGACCUACAUAUAGAAGAGCCGAGUUUUCCGAGGCCUAGGGAAGAAAAGAAAUUAUUCGAAUUUUGAAGGAUAUACGAUCGGACAAAACGAAAGAGGGCAGUCGCAAUCGCAUGAUAAUGAUCGUGCGAUAUAAUAACUGCCGUCUGACGAAACCUCAGCGAAGUUUCGUCGAUUACGAUCGCCGUUCAAGCACUUACUUUGGUCCAUCUUCACUUUAAAAACGAAAAAGAAGUUCUCGCACGUUCGAUCGAAUCACGGCUUUUGUCGCGGUAUUGCGCAACGGUCUCACAUCGCGUGUAAGAGAUAGAGAUAUGUCAUGUGGACAUAGAGAUACGUACAACGCGAUUCUUUUUCAACGACCUAAUGAAAACGGAAGGUGGAUAGAGAGAAGAAAAAAAGAGAAUUUAGAGACAUAAUAUAUUGAUAGCAUGCGAAUACUGAUUUCUAUAGAGAAGAGAGGGUACAAAACUAUUUAUUUAAAAUUUAUCUUGCGCAGUAGGCUUAUAACAAUUCCUCUUUUAGUAUCACGUUAGCAUUAAAACAUUGGGGCCUAUUGGUUAGAUAUCAAGUAGACAUCGGGAUCAUGUAUAUCAUUAUUAAAGCUUUCGUAGUAUUUGGCGGCUUGCUAGUAAAGAAUUCUACUCAAGUAUUGAACACACAUGCAAAACUUCUUAUUGACUGAUCAAUCAUUGAACAUAAAUCAUUGAACCAAUUCCACGGAGAUUGAUAGAAAAAUAGCAAAAACUAGUAUGUUGCUUGUCAAACAGAUAUUUAAUCGCAUAUUUGACUUUCUAUCAAAUACACAUAGUGUACAAUUUGUUUUUUAAAUUAAGAUUACAUCAUAGAAAACUGAGUGUGGUGCAACUAUUUACCAUUACUAUAAAAAAAGAAAACAAAAUUACAGUAAAUAUGAAACGUUGUUAUUGUAAUUAAUGGAUUUUGUAUAUAAUGCGCCACUAUAUAAUGAUCAUUAAAUUAUUCUAAAAAUUUUGAUCGCGGCAGCCGCUUCUCGGUUUGCGUAUAAUAGUUUACGCUAUGUUAGUAACUUGAGUGUAAAGGAGUGUUUUACAUUCACUAAGGAAUUCCCCAAAAUUAUAAAUUAGGCGAUUGUUGUGAAAUACAAAGAACGUUAAACUCAGCUUUACCAAAUUAUAAAAUUAUCACGCAAUCAGUUGCGGAUUGUUGUUAGAAUUAUCACAAUAAUAUAUGCAUAUUAUGCUACACAUUACUAGAAAAAAGAGAAUAGAUUAUAAACAGUGGUAAUGAAAACGAUUGGCUGUACAGAUUCUACGGUAAGUGGCAGAAUUUUACAAGUAAAACAGCGUCUAUGUUAAAUCAUACAUUCUGUCAUCACUUAGAAGUAACUUUCUCGUUUAUUUAAGAGCUAUUAUUAUAAAUGCCCAUUGUUAUUUAUUCAUACAUUCCUUAUUCAUUGAUUUGUUGAGACGUUAAAUUUGUUCUGUUUAUCGAACACCUCUCGCUUUCAUGUAUCUGCAAUGCAUCUAUGUUUCAUUUGUUAUAUCUAAGCUUGGUUUGGAUCAUUGAAUGUACGUAACAUGCAGUGUCUUAACUUUAUACGUAUAUAAAAUACGCGCAAAAUGCUUGGGUUUCCGCAAGUUUGUCGAAGUUGCACAAAACGAUAUGUAUAUGCAGCUAAGUAAGCUUAGUCGAAAGUGUUUCUCUGUCCAGAGACAUUGGACUUUUGCUCAAUAGAGAAAUCUAUAACGAAUGCUUGAGCUAAUGUACUUCAGUUUACGUUCAACCCUCAGGCGUUUUUAUUAACCGCACAGUCAGUAAAGGAAAACUUUAUUUGCCGUACUAUCUUAGCCUAAUUUACGUAAUUUAAUACGUCGAGGUUAAAGUACAGAAGAAGUAAUUCAUGGCUACGUCGCUUAAUAUAGGCGAUGCACUGAUAAGAGAUAGCAACAGAUAUUAAUAGGACAAUUGGCACUUUGAAAACGAAGACUUAGUACAACAAUAAUUAUUGUGCUUUUCCUAAAUAAGGAUAUCCGUUUGUAUUUCAGGUAUAUACUCUAUCGCAAUAUAAAUAAUUUUUAAUACCGUUUAUAAAAGUCUGAUAUUACAAUUGUAGUAGAAUUGAUAUUUUUUCAUUGAUAAAGUAUAAGAGUACGGUAAAAAAAACAGAGAGUAGGCAGUAUAAAAGCAUGCAUAAGUGGUUAUAUUGUAACAUCUUGCGGAGUUUAUGUAAAUUGUAUAAUAAUCUGUUGUAUAAUAAAAUUUAAUAUAAUACAUACUAUAUUGAUUAAAUAAUACAUAUUAUAUUCAUGUAAAAUUUUUAUUAGAACGUGUUAUCAUAGACAUUACAUUUGUACAAAAUAUGCAAAGAGAUAAUAUAUAAUUAUUUUUAAAUAUUUAAAUUAGAUUAAAAUAUGAAUAAAU
Molecule: messenger RNA, 4585 nt
Organism: Odontomachus brunneus
Lineage: Eukaryota; Metazoa; Arthropoda; Insecta; Hymenoptera; Formicidae
Gene: tamo
Exons: 6
Coding region: 234-2198 (654 amino acids)
Cellular component (GO): cytoplasm
Source: RefSeq, a predicted model, not a curated record